Messenger RNA from Notechis scutatus (mainland tiger snake), 1144 nucleotides. RefSeq names its product family with sequence similarity 219 member B (gene FAM219B). NCBI's taxonomy places the organism in Eukaryota, Metazoa, Chordata, Lepidosauria, Squamata, Elapidae. The record is from RefSeq and is a predicted model, not a curated record.
CGCAGAAGCGGCGAUGGCGACAGGAGACGGAGGCGAGGAGGAGCCGCCGCGGGGGGGGAAGGAGGCCGGGCCGCCCCUCGGGCCCAGCGGCGACCUGGGGCAAUGGGACAAACGAAGGAUGUGCCGAGACCCCCCGGUAGAGAAAAGAGGUCCCUACAUUAUGAACAAACCAUCUUCUAUUCAGGAUAAGCUACAAAAACAUCGUGAGAUGGCGAAGGCAAUGCUGCGGAAGAAGGGGGUGCUUUCAGGAGCCAUCCGGCAACAGCCCAAACCAGGAGGCUUGAGGACGGUGAAAUUCAACAAGGGCUACACUGCGCUCAGCCAGACCUCAGACGAAACCCUGGUGGCCCUUGAUUCCGACAGCGAUGACCUGGAAUCAAGAUGUUCUUCUGGUUACUCCUCGGCUGAGGUCAACCAGGAUCUCAGUCGGCAACUGCUGCAGGACGGCUACCGCCUGGAUGAGAUCCCCGACGACGAGGAUCUCGACCUGAUCCCCCCGAAGCCCAUUUCUUCCUCACCGUGUUCCUGUUGCUUCGGCGACGCUGCCUCCUGCUCCAUCCAGUAGGAAGAAGCCCCGGAGGGCUGCAACUAACACGGGUCAAGAAUUCAGCACUUUUUCUUUCCCGGUUCCUCUCUUUUUCUCUUGGAUCCCUGCUGAGCCCAGCCUUGAACUUUAGGUCAGAUCAGCAGGAUUGGGGUGGGGUGGGGUGGGCAGCCCUGGAGAUUCGGUCCCUGGAAGGGCGAGGCCGUGCCCUGCUGGCACCUUCCUCGCUGCUCCAAGCGUCUUCUGGAUGGUGCAACAUAGAUGCGUGUUAACCGCUAAGUGUUCGGGAGCCUGGUGGAUGCCCUGUGCAAAGAGAGGCUGUUUUUUUUUCUGGAUGGGUUCGGCACUCCUGAGGACUAAUCAGGAGGCAAGGGUUUCUUCCCUAUAAAAGGUGAACAGAAAACCUGUGUGCGUGUAAAUAAGUGAACAACAGCAAUUCCGAUAACUAGGUUUACAAUAUAUUGGGGUUGCAGAGGUCAAUAUACGAAGGGAAAAACAACAACUAUGCCGCAUAGAGACAGAGGAAAGAGGUUGCUUUUCCUGGCGAGAGGGAAGUUCUUGAGAUGUUUCUGCAGGGCCUCCUUAGAAUGGAGGUCUUGU